Frankliniella occidentalis (western flower thrips) is the source of this 4748-nucleotide messenger RNA. RefSeq names its product semaphorin-1A. Gene Ontology annotation, molecular function: semaphorin receptor binding; chemorepellent activity. Bases 140 to 2098 code for a protein of 652 amino acids. The transcript has 14 exons. Lineage: Eukaryota; Metazoa; Arthropoda; Insecta; Thysanoptera; Thripidae. Gene Ontology annotation, biological process: neural crest cell migration; positive regulation of cell migration; semaphorin-plexin signaling pathway. The record is from RefSeq and is a predicted model, not a curated record.
GCUCCGUCUGUUCCAGGAUGAGUGCCAGAACUAUAUCCGCGUCCUGGCCAAGAUCGACAAGAACAAGAUUCUCGUCUGCGGGACCAACUCGUACAAGCCGCUCUGCAGAUACUACGCGUACCGAGAUGGCGAGUACAAGAUGGACAAGGAGUACGAGGGCACCGCCCUGUGUCCCUACGACCCCGAACACAACAGCACGGCCAUAUACAGUGAUGGCCAGCUCUACGCUGCGACUGCGGCGGACUUCUCCGGGGGGGACCCCCUCAUCUACAGGAACCCCCUUCGCACGGAAAGGGCCGAUCUCAAGCAGCUCAAUGGGCCGAACUUCGUCAGUACCAUGUCCUAUGGAAACUUCAUCUACUUUUUCUUCCGGGAGACAGCCGUCGAAUACAUCAAUUGUGGAAAGGCGGUGUACUCAAGAGUUGCCCGGGUAUGUAAACAGGACAAGGGUGGGCCCCAUCAAUUUGGGGACCGUUGGACGAGUUUUCUCAAAUCCCGGUUGAACUGCUCUGUACCGGGUGACUAUCCGUUUUACUUCAACGAAAUUCAGUCCAUGAGCCCCAUAAUAGAAGGAAGAUAUGCAGGCCAAGGUGAAGAGCUGCUGUACGGGGUGUUCACAACUCCUGUAAACUCAAUUGGGGGAUCUGCCAUCUGCGCCUUUAGGAUGCGAGACGUUCUUGGAAGUUUUGACGGACCAUUUAAAGAACAGGAAACAAUGAAUGCCAACUGGUUACCUGUUCAAUCCAUUAAAGUGCCUGAGCCAAGGCCAGGAACAUGUGUGAAUGAUUCUCGUACACUACCAGAUGUGGCUGUCAAUUUUGUGAAAUCCCAUACACUUAUGGACCAGGCUGUCCCAGCUUUCUUUGGAAAGCCAAUUUUAAUCAGAGUUAGCUUGCAGUACAGGUUGACUGUGAUAGCUGUUGACCCUCAAGUUCGGGCUCCUGAUAACAAAGCAUACGAUGUUCUAUUCAUUGGCACAGAUGAUGGGAAGGUUAUAAAGGCAUUAAAUACAGCUUCCCCGAGAAACAACACAGUUAAAACUGUUGUUGUUGAAGAAAUCCAAGUUCUUCCAAAAGAAUUCCCUGUUAAAAAUCUCCAUGUUGUUCAUCUGGAUGUGCCUUCUGGACAGCAACGCACUGACAGAGAUGACAAACUUGUUGUGGUGUCAGAUGUUGAAAUUAUGUCUGUCAAACUCCAACACUGUGAUAAAGUGUCCACUUGUGUGGAUUGUGUCGCUCUUCAAGAUCCAUACUGCGCAUGGGACACAAAGGAAGAGAGGUGUGUCACAAGUAGAGGUAACAGUGACUGGAACAUGAAGCGAUUCCUCCAAGAUGUUGAGGGAGGGCAACCACGAACAUGUGGUUCUUCAGUUCGUGCGCCGCAGGAAUCCCUAUCUCGGGACUACAAUAGAGUAACUGAAACCAUAGAUGUAUCUGACCAAGAUGUCGAAAUGGGGGAGAAAAUGUCAACCCUACCACCUCAAGCCUGUCCAGUAUGCCCCAUAUGCCCCAUUUGUUCGUCCGCUGCCUUGUGUGCCUCUACCACUACAGCCUCCACUACAUCCUCUCCAGAUGUCCCCUACACAACUGUGCCCAUGGGCGCUGCCUCUCCUGCACAUACCUCUUUUGUCCAUCACUCACAUGGGAUGUCAGAACCAGAUAUUCACAAUGAAAUUGUGAUACAAGUGGAUGAAAGAAACAUCAUUUCUGAUACCCUUGCAGGUAUCAGUCAAGCAGGGUCCAAAAUGGCGCCAACUCAAAUACAGUCUCCAUUCUACUCUGCACAGACACUUGUGAUAGCAGUUGCUCUUGCAGUUCUUGCUGCUCUUGUUGUUGGCUUUGUAGCGGGGUUUCUUUUUUCAAGGCGUUGUCGGUCAGACGAGUAUGUCGACAUGCCCUUUCCCGAUCAGAGACACCAACUGAACAGACUGACAGAUGGCAGCCUAAAUCCAGAUUCAACUGCCUAUUUGGGUCCUUGCACCAACAACAAAGCCAUCAAUCUGGUACUCAAUGUACCUCCCAAAAAUGCCAACGGGAAGAACGCGAACUCAUCAGCAGAGAACAAACCGAUACAGAAAGUGAAGAAGACGUAUAUUUAGCAGCAGGGUGCCCUCUCUCUGGCGGUCAAGCUUUGUGUUGCCAAUCCCGUCAAGAAGUUCUUGCGUGUCCGUCGGAGGAGGAAACAUCGAAUUUUUGAGCUUUCCAAAGUUAAAUCCCUGUGAAUGGACUGGGUGACCUUUGAUGGAAAAGCUCCUUCUACAUUUACCAUUUGCGAAUUUGUUUGUCCAUGUGGAUAUCAAUUCCUUUGAGUAAAAGACUGUACGUGUCAUUCUGAAGCAUUUAGAAAGGACUUAACAAGCUGCAGUGUACUGGUGUGGUGCCUCCCUUCUACCAUAGGAUUACGUUCCAGAGUAAAAUGAGUGCACCAUGUGUGAUGAUAAGAAUAGAUGAGAAGUGAACAUGUAUGUGAUAAAAAUCUUUUGCUGCUCUCUAAUAUUACUGACUGCUGCAAAUAGUGAAACAUUAAUUGUGUCAUGUGCAUUUUAAGUGUUGGGUAUUUCAAGCCAAAGGACACUGUUUUGAGAGUAGAUUCUGAAAUAAUUGUAGAAAGUCUAGGAAAGUUUUGUUCUAAGAAAAAAAGAAAUAUGUACAAUUUUGUAGUUUCUCUGACAAAACAGAUCCCAUACAAGUAAUUUGCAUCUGUUGAAUUCUACCAGGGUAAAGUUUGGAUAUCGUAUCUGUUUGCAAUGCACAAAAAGUAAACAAUAUGACAUGCAAGCGAAUGUUGUGCAUGCUUGAUUGUCGUGCCAAUCUGAAUCCUGUUCAUAAAUGAACAUGAUAGUCAACAAAAACAUUUACCUGUAAUAAUUUGUAUGUAUGAAGAUUGUUUUUCAAAGUUUGGAAGUUUCCAAUUUUUUUAAAAAGAGAACACUUGUUUGUGUGCACAGUGAACAGGUACUGUACUUUAAUUUUUGUCGGAAUUGCCAUGCUGGAGAGUGGAGGUAAAACAAUUUAAGAAAAGCUAUGUUCUAAGCUCAAUGCUUCUUGGUUAAUAAUUCCAGAUAAUGGCAAUGCUAGUGUUUUAUGUGAUUCAUUUGCUUUUGUACAGCUGAGUUCAGCACACUGUGAACACAGACAAAUUAAGUCAUUACAGUUUUUACUUGUUUUAAUAACUUUAUUUUAAGAUGAUAGUGUAUGUAAUUGUAUGUAUAUUUAAAAGAAAUUAUCAUGCCUUUAUUUGAUUUUAAGCUGCAAAUUUUAUAGCAAGUAUUAUAUUUCUUAUGACUAGAAAAAAAGCCAAUUUUGUACAGUUAUAUAUUAUGGACAUUUUUAGAAUGCUCCCAGAGUUAAACCACCUUUUUUGUACAUGCUUCCAUGAUGUCUCACUAGCACGACUUUGGCAUUAACAAUAAGCUGUUUUCUUGUUUGGACCAUCAAAUAAUUAUUAAAAAAAGAAUGCUGUUGUAAUUUGUUUGUACAUACUACUGGUUAUUUGAUUCGAACAAGAGUCGUGCUGUGAUCUCAGUGUGAUGUGUCAUGGUAAUUGUUACGUGAUGGCCAAAAGUUUUUCAGAAGCCUGCAGAGGUGUUAUUCCUCUUCAUGUCUUAGAAAUUUUAUUACGUAACAGUUGUACAGUACAUUAUGUUAGAUAUUAGGUUUAAAACUGAUUUAUUCCUGUCUUCUUAAGGCUGAUGAGUUCAGAGCUUAGCUCUUUUUUUGCUGUAGUUUGCUAAACAUGCCCUUUUGUUAAUGUUUAUUUGUCAGUCUUGAGAACCUCAACUGAUUCAAGGACAGUUUGUCAUGAAAGACCUACCAACCCUUGAGUUAAAUGUUUUAGUGCAAUAUUUAAGCUAUGUGCAAUGUAAGAAUUUACAUGAUGGAAUUGACCUGGAGACAUUUUAAAUUUUUUUUGUUUACAGAUUUUUGUGUGAUCAAAAAUGACAAGCUGUGUCUAUUCUUCUCUGGUGCUAUCUUCAGCACUAUACUCAUCUACUUUGUUUUAAAUUCAAGUUGGUGCUUUGGCCAUUUUUGAUAAGAAAAGAAAUUGAAACGAAAGAGGGACUAGAUAGCAUUUGUUGUGUUAUCAAUGUAAUUUUUAUUUUAAAAAACUGCCAGAUGCCUCAUACUUGUCUACUUGACAAUAAUUAGCUUUACUUCUUAAAAUUUUAUAUCUAUUACUAAAAUAUUGCAGUGCAAUAGAUUAAAGCUCCAAAGUCAGACAGCAGAAAACAAAUAUUGAGGCAUUCUUUUAAUUACAAAAUGAUCUCACUCCUAUCAGAAAAUAUAAUUGAAUACAUAGUUCUGAAGCAUUCGCCUGACCCCUGUAAUUGUUUCAAAAUUGUUUGGGCCUUUUCUUCCAAAUUCUCCAGUAUGUUUUUGCUUUCAUUGAUAGCCUUUCUCUUUCCGCUUAUGUUUGUUUAGUUUCCUAUUUUCCUAGGUAUGUACAUAAGAAUUGUUGCCAUUGAAAUGUGUAAUUGUUUUGUUUGCUUUGUGUGCAGGCAGCUUUGUUAUGUUUUAUCUGUGUACUGGACAGCAAUUAGAGCUAUAGAGGACCAGAAAGUGUAAGUAAUUGUAAAAUUUACACCAUAUAUUUUUUACUGGUAAUUUUUUAUGAGUGCAUUUGAGGUUUUUCUGUAGGUACCUUCAGUUUCAAAAGCUUCAUCGGUAAUUAUUCUGCUUCAUUUUCAAACUUUUAACAAUUAUUAUGUGGUAAAGAUAUAUUUUAAUACAUGCAAGUACUGAGCUCCA